Molecule: messenger RNA, 747 nt
Organism: Alnus glutinosa
Lineage: Eukaryota; Viridiplantae; Streptophyta; Magnoliopsida; Fagales; Betulaceae
Product: putative RING-H2 finger protein ATL21A
Exons: 1
Molecular function (GO): polysaccharide binding
Source: RefSeq, a predicted model, not a curated record
GAUUGCUGUGGAAUAAUGUGAAAUCUCUCUCUCUCUCUCUCUCUCUCUCUCCAGAUCUCCAUGGCAAGAGGAAUGGGACUGGCGGCCCUUAUUGUUGUUCUUGUCCUAGUUCAUCAAACUUGCAAUACUACUGCAAAAGAUCAUUGUCCUCCUUCUUCCUGCGGCUCCAUCCUUAACAUAAGCUAUCCGUUUCGAUUAACGAGCGAUUCAAAAAACUGCGGAGAUCAAAGGUAUAAUCUUUCAUGUGAGAACAACCAAACACUAGUGUUACACUUAUAUCAUAUUGGAAGAUACUACGUACAACAAAUCAAUUACACCGACUACACAAUUCGUGUUGUAGACCCAGGUAUUGCACUAAAUGCUAAUGAUCAGUACUACUCCUUCAUCCCUCGUUAUUUACUAGACUUCAAGAAUUUCAGUUCAGGGGAUCCAUAUCAAUCAACAUAUGCUCAUGUAGUGUAUUUCGUGAAAUGUGAAAAGCCAGUGAAUUUUCAGUAUCAUCUUAACAUCUCUGCUUGCAUUGAGGAUGGAGUGUAUUCUAAGUCCAAAAGGUAUACAUAUGCUCUAUUCGGGUAUUAUCGUGCUGCAGUGAAGUUGGGGGACUUGUGCCAAGUAGAGCAAAUAUCUUUCACAUCCCUGUUAGGUCGUUAUUCUUAUUAUCAUAAUGAAGACUUGAGAAAUAUUUCCUGUACAGACUUCCACAAUGAAUUGCUACGGGGUUUUGAGCUUUCCUGGAAACGAGAUGGU